Messenger RNA from Lepidothrix coronata (blue-crowned manakin), 2545 nucleotides. Its product is annotated as pre-miRNA 5'-monophosphate methyltransferase-like. Gene Ontology annotation, molecular function: O-methyltransferase activity; RNA methyltransferase activity. The annotation marks the transcript as partial. Gene Ontology annotation, cellular component: cytoplasm. NCBI's taxonomy places the organism in Eukaryota, Metazoa, Chordata, Aves, Passeriformes, Pipridae. The transcript has a single exon. Gene Ontology annotation, biological process: negative regulation of pre-miRNA processing; miRNA metabolic process. The record is from RefSeq and is a predicted model, not a curated record.
AUAUUUCCCUCCAGGAGCUCAGCCUGGCCCUGUACCGGCACCUCCUGGGGCUGCGCGAGGGCGAUUCCCGCCCGGAUCCGGAGGCGGCCGGGAAGCAGCUGAACCUGCUGUGCUGCGACAUCGACCCGGAGCUGAUCCGGAGGGCCCGGCAGAGCAGCCCCUUCCCGGAAUCCGUGUCCUUCGUGCCCUUGGACAUCAUGGAUCCCGACGCCAGGGGCCCCUUCCUGAGCUCCCACCUGGAGCGGUUCGGCCGCUCCCGCUUCGACCUCGUCUCCUGCCUCUCCGUGACCAUGUGGAUCCACCUCCGGCACGGCGACGGCGGCCUGCGGGAAUUCCUGGCCUUCCUGGCUUCCCUGGGCUCCGUCCUGCUCCUGGAGCCCCAGCCCUGGAAGUGCUACCGGGCGGCGGCGCGGCGGCUCCGCAGGGCGGGCAGGACGGACUUCGAGCACUUCCGGAGCCUCGGGAUCCGCGGGGACGUGGAGGGAGGGAUCAGCCGGAUCCUGACCCGGGAAUGCGCCAUGGAGAGCCUGGGCUGCCUCGGGAGCACCGACUGGCACAGGAGCCUCCUGCUCUUCAGGUCCAGCCGGGAAGGGGCUCCGGAGCGGCCCCUCGGGGCCGGGGAGUCGGAGGGAGAAUCCAGGAAUUCCUGAAUCCCAACUACCUGAACUCUAGGAAUUCCUGAUUGCCAGCUCCUGAGGGUCAUCCACAGGGACAGGAGCCUCCUGCUCUUCAGAUCCAGCCGGGAAGGGGCUCCGGAGCGGCCCCUUGGAUCCAGGGAGUCGGAGGGAGAAUCCAGGAAUUCCUGGAUCCCGACUCCUGGACUUUAGGAAUUCCUGAUUCCCAACUCCUGAGGGUCAUCCACAGGGACAGGAGCCUCCUGCUCUUCAGAUCCAGCCGGGAAGGGGCUCUGGAGCAGCCCCUCGGGGCCGGGGAGUCGGAGGGAGAAUCCAGGAAUUCCUGAUUCCCAACUCCUGAGAGUCAGCCACAGGGACAGGAGCUCCUGCUCUUUGGAUCCACCAGGAAUUCCUGAAUCCCUGAACAUCCACAGGGACAGGAGCCUCCUGCUCUUCAGAUCCAGCCAGGAAGGGGCUCUGGAGCGGCCCCUCGGAUCCGGGGAUUUGAAGGGAAAGAAAGGCCCGAAUCCUGACUCCUGAAUUCCAGGAAUUCCUGAUUCCCAGCUCCUGAGAGUCAUCCACAGGGACAGGAGCUUCUGCUCUUCAGAUCCACCAGGAAUUCCUGAAUCCCUGAACAUCCACAGGGACAGGAGCUUCCUGCUCUUUAGAUCCACCCAGGGAGGAAAUUCCUGAAUCCCUGAACAUCCACAGGGACAGGAGCUUCCUGCUCUUCAGAUCCAACUGGGAAGAGGCUCUGGAAUGGCCCCUGGCGUCCAGGGAGUCGGAGGGAGAAUCGGGGAAUUCCUGAAUCCCGACUCCUGGACUUUAGGAAUUCCUGAUUCCGAACUACCUGAACUCUUGGAAUUCCUGAUUCCCAACUCCUGAGGGUCAUCCACAGGGACAGGAGCCUCCUGCUCUUCAGAUCCAGCCGGGAAAGGGCUCUGGAACAACCCCUUGGAUCCGGGGAGUCAGAGGGAGAAUCGAGGAACUCCUGAAUCCCAACUACCUGAACUCUUGGAAUUCCUGAUUCCCAACUCCUGAGAGCCAUCCACAGGGACAGGAGCCUCCUACUCUUCACAUCCACCAGGAAUUCCUGAAUCCCUGAACAUCCACAGGGACAGGAGCUCCUGCUCUUCGAAUCCACCCGGGAAGGAAAUUCCUGAAUCCCAACUCCUGAAUUCUAGGAAUUCCUGAAUCCCAACUCCAUCCACAGGGACAGGAGCUUCCUGCUCUUCAGACCCACCCGGGAAAGGACUCUGGAACGGCCUCCCACAUCCAGGGAGUCAGAGGGAAAAUCAAGGAAUUCCUGAUUCCCAACUCCUGAACACACAAGGAUCAUCAAAUUCAACUCCUGGCCCAGGACACCCCAAAAAUCCCCCUAAUCCCAAAAUCCCAGUGUCCAAGCACUCCCUGACCUCUAAAAUCAUGGAAUAUCCCGAGCUGGAAGGGGACCACAGGGAUCAAACCCAACUCCUGCUUUGGGAUGACCCCAAAAAUCCCACUGAUCCCAAAAUCCCGAUGCCCAGGAUUGUUGUCCAAACAGCCCCUGACCUCUAAAAUCAUGGAAUGCCAGAGGGAUCACAAAAUCAUGGAAUAUCCUGAGUGGGAGGGGACCCACAAGGGUCAUCGAGUCCAACUCCCGGCCCAGGACAAUCCCAAAAUUCCCACUAAUCCCAAAAAUCCCAACUCCCGGGAGCUUUGUCCCUGAGCUGUGGCUUCCUGGGAGCACUUCCCUGGGGAGCUGUUCCAGUGCCUGAGCUCCCUCUGGAUGAGGAGCCUGUUCCCAAAAUCCACCCAGAGCUUCCCCCAGGACCUGGGUUUGGACAAUCCCUCCCCUGGACUCAGCAUUCCCGGGACAUGGGGCUCCUCCAUCCCCGGGAGUCCUUUUGGGAAUGGCGCCCUUGGAGUAAAACCAACCGAGAGUUUUAUCC